Molecule: messenger RNA, 2867 nt
Organism: Nymphaea colorata (pocket water lily)
Lineage: Eukaryota; Viridiplantae; Streptophyta; Magnoliopsida; Nymphaeales; Nymphaeaceae
Product: serine/threonine-protein kinase 1
Exons: 17
Coding region: 271-2580 (769 amino acids)
Biological process (GO): protein phosphorylation; regulation of MAPK cascade; intracellular signal transduction
Molecular function (GO): protein kinase activity; ATP binding
Source: RefSeq, a predicted model, not a curated record
GCAUCGCUUAGGUUUCGGAAACUCGCGUGCGGGACGGCUGGCAGAGCCACGCGAUCGUCUCCGUCCUCACCGCCGUCAUCCUCUCUCUGUUGCUCUCGCUCUCUCCGUCACAGGCGUGCAAGGGGAAAGGGAAACCGAGGGAAAAAUGAAUUCCAGGAAAACGGAACCCAGGUUGCGCUCUAUGGGCGAGGGGAGGAGGGAGGGUUGUGAGCCGGUGCCAUAGAUUCGACCUCGACAUCCCGGAAAGCCAGACGAUCUCCGGCAACGGAAAUGUACUCGACCGUCGUGAUCCACUCCGACGAUGAAGAGGAAGCCGGAGUGAGCGAUCGGCAGGACGAUGCCGACUUGUACGCCACCGUCGUUCGGAGGGACGACGUCGAGAACGACGAUUCCUACCUCCCUCCCCUCCUCCAACGCCUCCCGAAGGACUUCGACGCAGCUGUCGACGACGACGGCGAGGACGACGAAGAGAUCGGCGGUUCGGGGACAGUCGUCAUUCGCCGGAACCGUACGCCUCGGAAAUCCUAUCUCAGGGAGAGGAAUUGGGGGGUUUCGAGGAAGGCCGACCAGGAGGAGGAUCCCUACUCGACGUUUGUGGUGAAGUCAAACGAGAACAGCCCUCGCGAUUCUUUUCUUGGGACAAUGAUCCGCCGGACUGGCGGUGGUGGAAGCGGGCUCCCGUUUGCGAUGGUCAGUGGCUGGCGGCAGGAGGAGGGAGCUGCGCAGGGAGGGUUUCUGCAGCAGAGGAAGGACGCUUUUGGCGUCGAUGAGGGUACGAGGAAGUCGGUGAGAAAGGGUUCAGUGAGCUCGGUUCCGGAUAGCGUCGUCGUCAGGGAGGAUCCUUCAACGAAGUAUGAGUUGCUCAAUGAGCUCGGGAAGGGCUCAUAUGGGGCUGUUUAUAAAGCUAGAGAUUUGAAGACGUCAGAGUUAGUUGCAAUUAAAGUUAUAUCCCUAAGUGAAGGGGAAGAAGGUUAUGAAGAAAUCCGUGGUGAAAUCGAAAUGCUGCAGCAGUGUAAUCAUCCAAAUGUUGUCCGAUAUCUUGGAAGCUACCAAGGAGAAGAAUAUCUUUGGAUAGUAAUGGAGUAUUGUGGUGGUGGAAGUAUUGCUGAUUUAAUGAAUAUUACAGAAGAACCUUUGGACGAACAGCAGAUUGCCUACAUCUGUAGGGAAGCCCUGAAGGGAUUAUCAUAUUUGCACUCGAUUUUUAAGGUUCAUAGAGAUAUAAAAGGUGGCAAUAUCUUGCUGACAGAACAAGGAGAGGUAAAAUUAGGGGAUUUUGGUGUUGCUGCGCAGCUUACAAGGACUAUGUCAAAACGCAACACGUUUAUUGGUACUCCUCAUUGGAUGGCUCCUGAGGUUAUUCAAGAAAGCCGUUAUGAUGGAAAGGUUGAUGUUUGGGCCCUUGGUGUAUCUGCAAUUGAAAUGGCUGAGGGGCUUCCACCAAGAUCCACUGUGCAUCCAAUGAGAGUACUGUUUAUGAUAUCAAUUGAACCUGCUCCUAUGCUUGAGGACAAAGAAAAAUGGUCUUUAGUCUUUCAUGAUUUUGUAGCAAAGUGCCUUACUAAGGAGCCUCGUGCACGUCCUACCGCAAUAGAGAUGCUAAAGCACAAGUUCAUUGAAAAAUGUAAAUGGGGAGCCUAUAUAAUGUUACCCAAAAUCGAAAGAGCUAAGCAGAUCAAAGCUGCAAUUGCUGCCCAAGCACCUGCAGUUGUUUCAGAAUCUUCAGCUGUCAAUGAAGAUUAUGGUGAUACCGUACCAUCCAGGCCCAACAGAGUUCUGGGUGAAGAGGGACAAGAUGCAGUCAAUGUUGAGGAUAAGCUUGGACAGAGAAGUACAACUGCUGUUGAGGAAGAUACAGGAGCAGGUGAUUUUGGGACCUUCAUAGUCCAUACAUCAGAAACUUUACGUGUCACAGAUAUGGGUGCACCAACUUCCACUACCAAUCUGGCAACUUCCUCUGUCAAAGAUUCCAAAAUCGCUUCUUCAGAUGUGAAUGGAGAGGAGUCAACAGAAAUUAUGAAAGAGAAGGCAAAAGAGACACUGGAAUUGGAGGUGGCAGCCGACAGGAAAACCUUACAAGAUAUUGCUGCUUCAGAGCAAAGCCUGCAGCCAGAUGUCUCUUCUCAUAUGCUGCUCGGUGGUGGUGGUACAUUCAAGUCCUCAGGCCACCAAGGUUUUGCUUUGCAGGAUAAGUUAUGGUCCAUCUAUUCAGCUGGCAAUACCAUUCCUGUGCCAUUUUUAAAAGCAACAGACAUAUCCCCACUUGCUUUGGUGUCAAACCAUAUAAGUAGUAGUGAAUCUAGAGCUGGUAGUAAUUUUGCACUGGAGGCUAUUCAAGAGCUUUACAAUGGUGAGAGUCAAUCGAAAAAGGGCAGGAGGUCACAAAAUAACGAGAUUCCUCUUCCAACAAGUGUGUCUCAAAGACUGGCAGCUAGUUCAACUCUUCGUAACCUCGCACAGGCCUUGGCCUACCAUAAAAUGUGCUACGAGGAAAUGCCGCUUCAAGGGCUGCAAGCUGCACAGGAGCAGCAAACCAUUCAGAACCUUAGCGAUACGCUUAGAACUAUUUUGCGCUUGUAAUCUAUACCACUUAAUGAAUGUGUCUGUCAUCUUGUUCUUUAUUUUUUCUCCAUCUUUUUAUAGGCUGUAUCAGCAGGGAGCAUGUUUUCAGCCUUAUUUGCUUUCUAAUGGGCAUCAAUUUGCUGUAUGUUCUCCUGUACAUGUCAAUCUUUACAUUUUAUGUCAUUAGCCUUCUUUUAGUGGCUAGUUUGCAAUCUUGGUUCUGUUUCUUGCAAUUUUUUUUUACUUGCAAGCAACAGAGUGAUUAUCAUUGUUGAAUCAAGGUACGAUCAUAAUUUAUGCAUCAA